Vicugna pacos (alpaca) is the source of this 4101-nucleotide messenger RNA. Lineage: Eukaryota; Metazoa; Chordata; Mammalia; Artiodactyla; Camelidae. The record is from RefSeq and is a predicted model, not a curated record.
CUAGAAGCUGGCUGUCAGUCUCCGUGUAGCCGCAGCCGCCAGGCACCGUGGAGCUGGGGCCCCCAUUCGCCUGGGAGUUUUGCGGUCGCAUUGGGUCAGCGGUGACAUCCGAAGGGGCAGGCCCGGCAGCCGCCAUGGUGGCCAAGGAUUACCCCUUCUACCUCACGGUCAAAAGAGCAAACUACAGCCUGGAGGUACCCCCGGCGAGCAGCCCAGCCAAGGACGCAGAGCUCAGCAUGCCAAGAGGCUGGAGAGGUACCCGGCAGCCUGGAUUCAUUCUCCGUCUUGGAAAAGUAGUUGACCGCUUCGAGAAAUCAUGAAGUCACUUCUGACCAUGUUGUGGAGUUAUUUUGUGCUUUUUAGAAUGUCUUUUAAUUAUUCUACUUGAAUGCCAGAGAGGUUGGGUCUGUUUCAAAGAAGGCUUCUGAUUUCGGAGGCUAGCAAGGGCAUGAAAUGACAUGAGAAUUUCUCGGCACAACUCCAAAUUCAGGCAAGAUUUUUCUAAGCACCUACUAUGUUCAAAACAUGCUGCAGGGAUAUUCUGGGGAAUCUGAAGCUCUGGCUUAACCCUCAAAACUUUGAAAGCAAUGGCUGAAAAGGAAAGAUGAGCAUCUUGAGGCUCCCUGUGGAAAUGAUUGAGCUUCGCCACAGCCAUUGGCAAGUUUGGCUUUUUCCAUCAAAAUUUUGUGUCUUCAUGUGCUGUCCAGCAUCUACCGCAGGUCAGAUGGAGCUUAGGAAGACAAGGGAGCCUAGUAAUAAACGAGUCAAACCCCUUUCCAGAGUCACAUCCCUAGCAAACCUCAUCCCUCCUGUGAAGGCCACGCCGUUAAAGCGCUUCAGCCAAACCCUGCAGCGCUCCAUCAGCUUCCGCAGCGAGAGCCGGCCCGACAUCCUCGCCCCGCGGCCCUGGUCCAGAAAUGCCACCCCAUCGAGCACGAAGCGAAGAGACAGCAAGCUGUGGAGUGAGACCUUCGACGUGUGCGUCAAUCAGAUGCUUACGUCCAAGGAAAUCAAACGUCAGGAGGCGAUUUUUGAACUUUCCCAAGGAGAAGAAGAUUUGAUAGAGGACUUGAAAUUGGCAAAAAAGGCCUAUCACGACCCCAUGCUGAAACUCUCCAUAAUGACAGAACAAGAGUUGAAUCAAAUUUUCGGAACGCUGGACUCCCUGAUUCCUCUACAUGAAGACCUCCUCAGUCAGCUUCGAGAUGUCCGGAAGCCCGAUGGCUCGACUGAGCACGUCGGUCCCAUCCUCGUAGACUGGCUGCCUUGUCUCAGCUCCUAUGACAGCUACUGCAGCAAUCAAGUAGCCGCCAAAGCUCUGCUGGACCACAAAAAACAAGAUCACCGUGUCCAAGAUUUCCUACAGCGAUGUUUAGAAUCCCCCUUUAGCCGCAAACUAGAUCUCUGGAAUUUCCUCGAUAUUCCAAGAAGCCGUCUGGUGAAAUAUCCUCUGCUUCUUCGAGAGAUCUUGAGGCACACCCCAAAUGAUAACCCAGAUCAGCAGCACCUGGAGGAAGCCAUAAACAUCAUUCAGGGAAUUGUGGCAGAAAUCAACACCAAGACUGGAGAAUCUGAAUGCCGCUAUUAUAAAGAGCGACUUCUUUACUUAGAAGAAGGCCAGAAAGACUCCCUGAUUGACAGCUCAAGAGUGCUGUGUUGUCAUGGUGAACUGAAAAACAACCGGGGCGUGAAACUACAUGUCUUCCUGUUUCAAGAAGUCCUUGUGAUCACCCGAGCCGUCACCCACAACGAGCAGCUGUGCUACCAGUUGUACCGGCAGCCUAUCCCGGUGAAGGACCUCCUGCUGGAAGACCUGCAGGACGGAGAAGUGAGGCUGGGCGGCUCCCUGCGUGGGGCAUUCAGCAACAACGAGAGAAUUAAAAACUUCUUCAGAGUAAGUUUCAAAAAUGGAUCCCAAAGUCAGACUCAUUCACUACAAGCCAACGACACCUUCAACAAACAGCAGUGGCUCAACUGUAUUCGUCAAGCCAAAGAAACAGUUGUGUGUGCUGCUGGGCAGGCUGGGGUACUUGACUCCGAGGGAUCGUUCCUAGAUCCCGCCGCUGAAAGCAGGGAGCCACAGGGAGAAACAAAACUUGAGCAGAUGGACCAAUCGGACAGUGAAUCGGAUUGUAGCAUGGACACAAGUGAGGUCAGCGUGGACUGUGAGCGUAUGGAACAGACAGACUCUUCCUGUGGGAAUAGCAGGCACAUUGAAAGCAACGUCUGACAGAAGCGUGUACUUCCUGGAAGUAGCCCUGUGUCCUACCUGUACAGUAUUUGCAUUCCACACAUGGAACGGUUUGGAGAAGCACUUUUUGAUACUUUUGUGACUGUGUUGACCCAGUCUCUUCAAUCUGUACUUUGUCCCUAGUACUGUAACUGCCAGUCUGUCUGUGUAAACUGGAAUCUGAGGUGACUGUUACCCUGUAUUGUAUUUCACAAAUGUCUGGAUGGAUGGAGCAAAUUACUUUCACUUGUCCUGCUGGAUUUUUAAAAAGUACAGAGAAAAAAAAUCUCUAAACUACCAUUUUGUGUAGAUUGCUUAAAGGAUCCUUCUGUGUAUCUCUAGUGUUUUUCUGGCUCUUUGCCAGAGUAGCUGAAGGCAUGGAAUUUAAAGGGCCUAGCAAACAAGGCAUGAGGAAGUCAGUCAUGUACCAUGAUGGCAUUUGAAGGAGAACCAGGAAAGAUCAAUGUUUCGAGUGAAAUUGGUUUGAUGUUAUUCAACCAGAAAGCAUAAAGAUAUCCCUGGGGAUUCCAAAGGCUUAAUUUUGCAAAGGAAGAAUCACUUGACCUUGCAAUUUCAUCCAGUGCAAAUUUGAUGCAGUAAUCUAUUAGGACAUGAAAUAGAGUCUGACCUUAAAAGGACUAGCACAAAAGCAGCUGUCAGUUCUGAAUCUUGAACUGAAAUGUGCAUUGCACCAGGAGGUCUCUGCCAUAGAUGCUGGCUUGCCUUAGAGAGCCAUCUCUAGUCUAAAACAUCAGAAUAGAACUCAGAGGGACUGGGAAUAUCUGGCAGGAUAACAAAAAGGCCCAUCUUGGCUUUGUUUCAUCUGCCUAAGCCUACUCAUAUUUUAGAGCAUGAAUGAAGAGAUGAGGAAAAGAGAUUGCGGCUGAGUCAGUGACUCUGUCUACAGAAGCAUGUGAGAAGAAUUUGGAAGAAGUGCUCCAUCAUGAUCUUAUGUGGGAAACAUUAAAAGAGAAAAGCAUGGUCCAGUGUCCUUCUGGGAAAGGCCAGAGCCUUGGGUUUUCCUGCUGUGCUUUUGGGUCAUCAGUUUAUCAUCUCUGGCUCUCUGCUGGGCUCAGAAUCAUCAUUAUAUUCUCCAGAGACCAACUUAAUUAACUCUAUGAUUAAUUAGGAUUAGUUAGCCAAACUAGUAAACUUUGUCCAGCCUUGAUUUACAAUGCAGGGUGGGUUACAGACCUUAAAAACAAACAAACAAACAUUAACUGAAUACACAGAAAAGCUCCCUGUGAGUGUAAAUAUUAAAGACAACCUGUGCAAAAUUAGACCCACACCAGCACUAGUAGUAAUGGUUCUAAAUUAUUGCCAAAAAAAGUUUUUUUUCUCAAUCUUUUGUCUUUCAAGUUUACAGAAGGAAAGCAGUAAAUACUAUGUUGUCAUUUUAUGAUGUACGUCUGUAAUGUGCAUUCAAAGAAGCUGUGUGACAAGAUUUAUCAAUGUAAAAACAAGAUAUAAUACUUUUUUUUCAAAAAUAAAACAAAAAAAAGUUGUGGUCAGUUUUACCCUAUAAAACAUAUUUCUGUAUUUAUAGAUUUUAAACAAGGUGAAUUUUUUUUUCUAUUACAAGUUUAUUUAAAACUGCUUUGUUUCUCAAGUUGUUACUGAUGCGGUGAGUGAAUGAACCAGCUGCAGAGAGGAGCAGAGAAAAGCUGAGAAAGAUUGUCUGAUGCUGGAGAAAAGAACGAAUCAUUCUUGGCAGAGCCAUCGACCACUUUGGCCAGCAUGUUGAGAAAAGAGGUCUGUCAGGGCCAGCCUAUGGGAAGAAAGUCAAUGAAUGUUUUCAUGAAAUGAAUGUUUUUGUAAAAUGGCCUUAAACUUUUCUGGAAGCAUUUCAAAUAAAUUACAUUAAAAUGUCA